Molecule: messenger RNA, 1471 nt
Organism: Aphanomyces invadans
Lineage: Eukaryota; Oomycota; Saprolegniomycetes; Saprolegniales; Verrucalvaceae
Exons: 1
Coding region: 35-1342 (435 amino acids)
Biological process (GO): transmembrane transport
Cellular component (GO): membrane
Molecular function (GO): transmembrane transporter activity
Source: RefSeq, a predicted model, not a curated record
UGUGUGCUCGCUCCUCUCCAAGAGCACUUCUCCGAUGAAGGCAGGAUGGCGGGCGACUUUGAGCCUUGCGGUGUCGGCAAGUCUCAUGCUUACUGUUGGGUCGUCGUAUGCGAUAUCUGCAUGGAACUCGCAGCUCAAGGAAGUUUUAUCCCUUGAUCAAAGUCAAAUCACGACCGUCAACUCGUCGCUCUCGUUCGGUCUGUACCUGGCGUUUCUUCCCGGGAUCUUCUACGACUUGUACGGCGCGAGAGCUACGUCGGCUGUUGCUGGAGUCUUGAUGCCUCUGUUGUACCUCUCUGCGUGUGCACAGUCGUCGCCGCGGUUGUCCACGUCGGACUCCCCGUCAGUCGUGCUUCUCGCUAUCACGUUUGGGUUGAUCGGCCUCACGAGUCAGUUCGCAGGAAUUGCAUGUAUCACAGCAAAUGAAGGCAAUUUUGGCGCAGCGCAUCGAGGCAAGGUGCUGGGGUUCCUCUUCUCGUGCUUCAGUGCUGGCGGGGCGGUCUUCGCGUAUGUUUACCGCAUGUUCUUUGACGAGCGCGUCGCCGACUACUUCAUGUUCAUGGCGGCGUUGACGCUGGUCAUGUGUGCGCUGGGAGCUAUCUUCAUCCAUGCUGAUGACCUUGAACGUGCUCCCCAUACUCGCUAUGUCGCUCCGGAGUCGCAAUGCCUCCUGCCAUCGAAGGAACAGCAGACCCACCACGUCAACAGCUCGGUCACCUCCAUCACCGGCUGGACCAUGCUCACAGACGGUCGGUUUUGGUGCCUGUUUGUUCCGACGAUGAUUGGCGUUGGAUCUGGCCUGCUUGUAAACACGAACCUGGCGUUCAUCGUGCAAGCUCGCGUUGGAUCUCCAGCACUGCUCCCGUCGCUUGUGUCACUCUUUUCGAUCUGCAACGUCGGCGGCCGCGUCGCUGUCGGCUGGAUCUCGGACUCAUACGUCGGGAUCCUUUCCCGUGGGCAUUUUCUGUCUGGUGGACUCGCCGUCAUGGCCGCGGCGCAUCUUAGCUUUUUGUGGGGGUCGGUCGCGUCGCUGUACGUGUCCGUGGCGGCAGCAGGCAUUGCGGAAGGAUGCCUCUUUCCGACAUACUCUGUCUUGACUCGUGAACUCUUUGGCGCGCCCCAUUUUGGCAAGAACUUUGGCUACAUGACGUUUGCCAACGCGAUUGGGUUUCCGCUCAUCCUCGGUCCUCUCGCGUCGAGCAUCUACCACAUGAGUGCGACCACCUCCCCAUCGUCCGGAGUCGAGAUCUGCCACGGUCCGUCAUGCUUCAACCCGACUUUUCUCGUCUGCGCAGCCCUCAACGUCGUCUCUCUGCUCGGAUCGAUUCAGCUACAUGCGUAGAGAGGCUGCGUUGCGAAUGCCGAUGGAAUGCAGACUCUGUUUCUUGUUUGAGAGAGAGAUAGAGAGACGCAUCGAAAAUGACGAUCGCUGCGGCUAGCCAUCGUCAAAGCGUGUUGGUCAGGAUCGUUG